AUGGAAGAAGAAAAUGUUAGUGUAAAUAAUACCACCAUCAAUGAUGGUAAUCAAUAUGAACAGAUAUCAAAUUUAAAUACAUCACAAGAUAAUAAUGAUAAUAUUUUAGAAGAUCAAGAUUUGAAUGAUAAGAAAAUAAAAGAUGAAGAAUCAGAAAUUGAGCAACUUAGACGUUUAAUAGCACCUUUAUCUAAAGAACAAUUAAUUGAUAUACUUGCAACUGCUGCAUCUAUACAUGAAGAUAUACGUGAUAGAUGUAACGAAGCUGUUACUUCUUCUCCAUCUACAAGAAGACUUAUGGUUCGUAAUAUUCCAUUUAGUACAAAAGAUGAACAAUUUUUAAAAUAUUUUGAAACAUUUGGUGAAAUAGAAGAUGGUAUUAUUGUUAGAGAAAAAGAAGGUCGAUCUAAAGGUUAUGGAUUCGUUACAUUUAAAUAUAUAGAAUCUGUUCAGAAGUGUUUAAAAACAACACAUACAUUAGAUAACAAAGAUUUACAAGUAAGAUUAGUAGCUGACCCAUUUACAGAUCAUUAUCAAAAUAAAUUAUUUGUAAGAAAUUUAUCACAAAAAACAAAUGUAACAACUUUAAGAAAUAUUUUUGAAAAAUAUGGAAAAUUAGAAGAAUGUGUUAUAAUACAUGAUAAUGAAGGAAAAUCAAAAGGAUAUGGAUUUUUAACAUUUUCAUCACCUAAAGAAGCUUUUAAGGUUAUGCAGCAACCAGAAAGAAUAAUUGAUAAUAGGGUUGUGUUCUUACAUUUUGCGGUUUCACAGAAUUAUAAAAAAUAUCAAAAUAAUCAUGCAUAUAUAAAAAAAAAUCAAAAUUUUAACUAUUAUCAAAAAAAUAAUGCAAAUAAUCGAAAUAAUUUCAUUAGAAGACCACCAGUUUAUUAUAGAGAAAAUGAAUCACCUAAUACUUUUAAUUACCCCGUUUCUUUUGUUCCGAAUGUAUAUUCCAAUAUACCACAUGGAUAUCAAUUUAACUAUCCUGGUAAUUUAGAUUCAUUUAAUGCAUUUUACAAUAAUCCAAGAUAUUAA
Molecule: messenger RNA, 1035 nt
Organism: Plasmodium yoelii
Lineage: Eukaryota; Apicomplexa; Aconoidasida; Haemosporida; Plasmodiidae
Product: RNA-binding protein musashi, putative
Exons: 1
Coding region: 1-1035 (344 amino acids)
Molecular function (GO): RNA binding
Source: RefSeq, a predicted model, not a curated record